Molecule: messenger RNA, 3017 nt
Organism: Toxoplasma gondii ME49
Lineage: Eukaryota; Apicomplexa; Conoidasida; Eucoccidiorida; Sarcocystidae
Exons: 10
Coding region: 1187-2095 (302 amino acids)
Source: RefSeq, a predicted model, not a curated record
CCCGAUUUCAAAUUCAGAGACGCUCUAAAAAAUGAAGCAAUGCUAUCUAUUUCAAGCGGUGACCAUUCAUCACUUCCAGUCCUCCGACGGACUGACAGCGCAACAGUGCAUUUAUUUAUACGCAGACGGUUCAUGGCCUUCAUAGUCUCCCCUGUCCGCUUGUUCAGGGCAGACACCUCCUGGCAACUGACAGCGACACAAAAUGAGGGUUCUAGAAGCAAAGUUGUGUCGCUGUGUAUCAAGACUCAGGUUGCAAAAACAUAUCUACGGCAGAUCUAAGAAAUGUCAUGCAACUACCAUGACAACUCAGCUGCGCACGCCUCAUCUAUUAAAUACAGCAUGGUGUCACACAUCGGAACGCAUUCCGUAUCCCGAGAAUGGUCGUAUGUCCUAAAUGAGUCGUAAGGCAUGUCUGAUGCGUUUACUGCGUUCCGACUGCGUGGCAGUCAAGUUCGUCUGCCAAGAAUCGAGGAUAUUGCGCCCGAAGAAGCAAAACUUCGUUUGAAUGAACACCGUAGUCAUUCUGAAGAUCUGCUCACGUAACGCCUCCCUGAACGACGUGAAAAUGAAAAAACCAGAACACGCACGUGCUGUAACUGUUACACCUAGACGGGUCGCAGACACGUGACACACCGCGUAUUCCCCAAGUUCAAGAGACGCUGCAUGUUGGCUAGUUGCAGACAAACACUGACGUCUCCUACCAAAUAUAGUUUGCGGUUCUUGGCUAAUAGAGACGUCAAGAAAAAAGGUGCCGUGUUUGACUACCACUAUUGAAUGCACGUAGAUCAAGAAGUCUGAGAUGUCCACCCUGUCGCGGGGAUAAUCUUCAGGAAUGAUCAAUGGCUGAACCAGUACAUUAAAGCGGCAGCCGGGGGCCAACACGCCACCGGUCGGUAAGAAAGCGCGAUGCAUGGCGAAGAUCUUGCAGAGGAGCACGCUAGCCAUUCGACUGACGAUAUAUUUUACUUGCUUGGGGUACGGUAGUCUCCUUGCCGCCGAUUCGUACAAUUCUCUCGAAUCAAACCAGGCUGAACCUUCCCUUUGUCGCAAUCGAUAUUUUUUUCGAAAAACGCCGGUAUUCCGUGUUACCUCAACACAUCCCUCGGUCUCGACGCGGAGGGCGGUGUCUCAGCAUCAGCAACAGUUGGGCAAAUGGUGGUGAAUAGCGGCUGAUCCGUCCUCCCAAAUGAGGAAACUUAAACUUCUCACCAGCUGGCUGGCGCUUCAUUCCACACUAGCGCUUUUCUGCUAUCUCCAGUAUGGCGUUGAGGCUUGGGAGACGGCUUCCGAAAGAGCCGCGUUACACCAUCCUCCUCAGCUCAGGCCUCGCCAUGAGCUACAUCAAGGUGGAUUGAGCGGUGUGCCACGCAUGGUUGAGUGGCUCGAAUCAUUUCUCGAGGCCAGGACCAGAGAGGAACAAGAAAAAGGGCGAGCGGUCAUGCUGGACAGGAUUGGCCGUAGCUGCCAAGAUCCAGAUUCUGUUCCCGCGUGUGUCACAGCCUGGGCAGAGAAGACACAUGCUUCACCGGAGACCACAGAACAGCUACUGGAACUUUGGGAGAUGGAAAAGGAAAACGGCGUUUCCUUCCAGGACUUCAUAGCACGGGUCAGCAGGUUUCAAAAUCGAGGGGGCGUGCAAGCCCCAUCCGAUCCGUCCUGGCGCCCAAGGCCGUCACACUCUCGUGGAACCGAAGAUGUGGCAAGCGUCACUCCAGAUGCUGAAUGGAUGGAUUGGUCAAAGGACGGCCCACGUGCAGCCUGGAUCCGUCAACCGCCCGUAUGUACUUCCAAAGAAUGCCUUCGACAUGCCAAAGUGACCCCUUGCUCGGCAGGACAUGGGCUCACGGUCGAGGCUGACACGACUGAAUCAAGUAUGACCACUCAUGCAGCACCUGGAGAACUAAGGAAGACGACACCGAGAGAGCCCUACUUCCUUCGCCGCCCCUCCGGUGCUGCGGAGGGCAUUGUACACGUCUAUGACAAUAUUAAAAACAAGCUGAGCGACAAGCUGGGGCCUCACAGCGACGCAAUCAGGAAUCUAUACGACCAACACAACGAGGAUGAGGCAUUAUAUGAAGACUACAAAGAAGCAUAGACGGCGGGCUACUGAUGCAAAACAGUUCUACUGGUGGUUCGGGACGAAAUGCUUGCAGUUCUCUGAUAAGCGGCGGUUUCUGUGAUGCAGCCAAAUAGUGUUCCGCUCGUACAGGCAUAUGUUUCCACAGCCAUUGUUACGUGAAUGGUUCAUGAUCAUGUAUUUUACUGGCUGAACACUCUAUGGCCAAGAACAUGUGUGUUUUUCCAUACGCCUCCGACUGGAAAUUCAGAAUGAAUUUUUGCUAUUGCUAGCUCGCCUGACACUCGGGUCAUGCGAAACGCAGCAGGCGCUUCGCCGUUUUGGUCUUCGGGCUUGCAUGCCAUCUGAAAACGACCCUCGACCGGCUAAGCGGCGGAUUCCGACUGCAACGGAUACACAGGUAGUUUUCGCAUGAACGAAGACGUCAGUAACAGAAAUAUCAGCAAUAAACGGAACAUACGGAGGGGCAUGCUUCUCGGGAGUAUACACGCUCCACAUCGCUCGUAGAUUUCUUACGCAGACCAUAAGGCUCCGUAUCACUGGUGAGAAACAGAAAACUCGUGCGGACCUAGGGAAACCCUCCAAUCAUGCACAGAAUGUAACAUAUACGGUCGAACAACUAGUAUGUUCCAGUAUACCUGCACAUUAUAACGCCUCGCAUAAUCAGUCAACUAACGAUGUAGCAACGUACUCGAUAAAUUUGCGUCUUGCAGAGAGCACUUUCUCACGAACUUUCCCCAAAACCUGCAAGGACCCUACGGGGUUAGCAGUCUGAUAGCGACGUGUGGUGACCCCUACCAGGGCGUACACUGGGAUUUCUCUCCGUGGACGGAUGAAAAUAUGUUGACCUCCUUGGGGGCUCCACUCAACUAACAAUCGGGCAUUUUCCAUUGCCGCGCUGGGAUUACAUUGUGUAUCUCUCUUUUAGGGAGGGCAGUAA